Messenger RNA from Solanum dulcamara, 1515 nucleotides. RefSeq names its product NAC domain-containing protein 7-like. The coding region runs from base 332 to 1357 and encodes 341 amino acids. Gene Ontology annotation, biological process: regulation of DNA-templated transcription. Gene Ontology annotation, molecular function: DNA binding. The record is from RefSeq and is a predicted model, not a curated record. The transcript has 4 exons. Lineage: Eukaryota; Viridiplantae; Streptophyta; Magnoliopsida; Solanales; Solanaceae.
UCAUCCUUCUUCCAUUCUCUCUGUCCCUUUAAUCCUUUUUUCUUUCCUUCUUCAGUCACAUUUCUCAGUUUAAUUACUCUGUCCUCGGGAUUUGGUCCAACAGACACCCAAACUCCAAAUCACUUCCAAUUCCCGAGGAUAAAGCUUUGUCUUUUGCUGUCUCUUUUUAUUUUCUUUUGUUGACAUUUUUUAAUUUCAUCUUAGCUUCUUGGAGAUCGCGGACUACAAUACGUGCAACUUCUUCUUGACUUUGAGUCCAAAUAUUGACUCUACUCAGAUCUCUUCAUUUCGAAAUUAAGGUGGUUAUACUACAUUUGAUUGAUCAGAAGAGAUGAAUUCCUUGUCACAUGUUCCUCCAGGUUUUCGAUUUCACCCAACAGACGAAGAACUUGUGGAUUAUUACCUUAGGAAGAAAAUCACCUCGAGAAGGAUUGACCUUGAUGUUAUUAAAGACAUCGAUCUCUACAAAAUUGAGCCAUGGGAUCUUCAAGAAUUAUGUAGAAUGGGGACAGAAGAACAGAGUGAUUGGUAUUUUUUCAGCCACAAAGACAAGAAAUAUCCAACAGGAACAAGAACAAAUAGAGCAACAGCAGCAGGAUUUUGGAAGGCAACAGGAAGGGACAAGGCUAUAUAUUCAAAGCAUGACUUAAUUGGGAUGAGGAAGACAUUGGUGUAUUAUAAAGGGAGGGCUCCAAAUGGACAAAAAUCUGACUUUAUUAUGCAUGAAUAUAGACUUGAGACAGAUCCAAAUGGUGCUCCUCAGGCAAAAGGAUGGGUUAUAUGUAGAGUUUUCAAGAAGAAAAUAGCUGCUGGCAUGAGAAUGGAUACUAGUGAACAUGGUUCUCCUAUUUGGUACGAUGAUCAACUUUCAUUCAUGCAAGACAUGGAUUCCCCUAAGCCAAUUAUACAUCCUCAUCAAAUUAAUUACAUUAACCAUUAUCCUAAUAAUUAUCCUAAUUGUAAAAAAGAAGUUGAUAAUUUGCACUACCAAAUCCCACCUCAAAAUCAUCAAUUUCUUCAUCAAAUUCCUCUCUUAGAAACUACUAAACAUGUAGCUGCACCAAUUUCUUCAUCAAUCCCUAUAUUUGGAAAUAUUAACGUUAAUCGAACAGCAUUGUUCACACAAGAUCAAGCUACAUUUCCAAAUAAUAAUAAUAAUGACAACGUUCAGCAAGUUGCAGAGCAAGUGACCGAUUGGCGAGUACUCGAUAAAUUUGUAGCUUCUCAACUUAGCCAACAAGAUGAAAAUAAUAACUAUGCAGUGGCUGAUGAUCAUGUGAAUUUGAACAAGCAAGAAAUGCCCCCAGAAAAUACAUCUACAGCAUCUUCAAGUUCUCAAAUUGAUUUGUGGAAAUGAAAUUAGAUUCACGAUAUAAUAAUAAGUUACUUCUCAACAAUACCUUAUCAUAGGGGGAAUUAAGUACGUACGUUACGUACAGUACCUUAUUGAUUUAAAAACUGUACGUUAUAUAUGUGUACAUUAUAAAUGUAUAGAAAUUGUACGACACUUUCUAA